AAUCAUUUCCGUAGAACAUAGCUCUACCUAAUUAAUUUUUGUAAAUUUUUGCAAAGUGAUAUGUGAAUGCGAAGUUUUGGUUUUUUUUCUAAUUUUAUGGUGUACAGGAAAAACAAGUUUCAGUGUGACCCAAAAUUUUUGCAUUGAAUUUUGAGUUGAGAGAGUGCAAAUUAAGAUCGAAACAAUGUAGCCUAAAGAUUUCCAGUUUUUUUUUUCAAUAUAAUUUAUAAACGAGUGAAUAAUUGCAAUUGAAUUUGAAAGAAUAACUGGUUCAAUCGGAAAAUUCAAGACUUGUGAUUCUCGAAUUAUAGAAAAGUAGAGAAGAUUUAACAUGAAAAAAUUUGCUCAGUUGAUGAAUCGCUAUGUGGUCGCAUACGCAGAUAUUCCUCGUUGUAAUAUUACUCUCGUGUGUUGUUUUUACGGAAUCAGUGAUCGAUUUAUUGACGCCUUUUAAAAGAACGUAUCGUAUACGAGGAUUCCCAUUCAGAGAAGAUCCAGAUUUCGGGAAUAAGCCUAUACUCGAAGAAUACGAUUUCGUCGUGGUUGGAUCCGGUCCGGCAGGCAGUGUGGUUGCAAGCAGACUCAGCGAAAAUCCUAAAUGGAGCGUGCUGUUGCUGGAAGCUGGCGAAGACGAGUCUGUUGUCAAUCAACUUUCUACAUUAGCUCACUAUUUGCAGUUCACCAAUUUUAACUGGGGCUACGUUACCGAAUUCCAAAAUGGCGCCUGUCUCGGGUUAACCAACGGUGGACGUUGCCCCUGGCCGGCUGGUAAAGGAACAGGUGGCAGUAGUUUGAUCAAUAAUAAUAUUUAUACCAGAGGAAAUCGGCAGGAUUUCGAUGGAUGGGCUAAGGCCGGUAAUGAGGGUUGGAGUUACGACGAUUUGUUACCUUAUUUUCUGAAAAGCGAGGAUAUUAAUAUAGCCGAAUUGAAAAGAUCUCCUUAUCACGGGAUUGGCGGUCCUAUGCCGAUCGAGUAUCCUCCGUUUCGUUCUAUUUUAUUAGAUACGUUCCUGGAUUCGGCCAAAGAAGUCGGAUUGAAUCUAGUCGAUUACAAUAAUCCAAAUACUCACGAAGGAUUUUCUCAUAUACAAGGUACCAUUAGGUUAGGUAGAAAAAUAAGCGCUUAUAAAGCUUUCAUACGACCUUACAAGAAUCGUAAAAAUUUACAUUUCGCCAUUAAAUCGCGCGUCACUAAAAUUUUAAUCGAUCCGAAUACCAAAGAGGCAUACGGUGUCGAAUUUGUAAAAGCUAGACGUAGAAGGACAGUCAGAGCACGCAAGGAAGUCAUUAUAUCGGCCGGCGCUUUUAAUUCGCCUCAUUUGUUAAUGUUAUCUGGCAUAGGUCCUAAAGAACACCUGGACGAAAUUGGAAUACCUGUUUUACAAGAUUUAAGAGUCGGCGAUAACUUGCAAGAGCAUCCAGCCUUCGCUAAUUUGGCAUUUACUGUAAAUAGAACGCAGGUUAGUUUGAUACCCGAACGUCUGCUGAACGACGCGGUGGGCACAACAUUAAGCUGGGCAGAAGGACAGGGUUGGUUGACCACUUUGGCAUGCGAAGGUUUAGGAUACGUUCACACUAAAUACAACGAUAGAUCGAAAAAUCCGCCUCCAGAUAUAGAAUACAUAUUCGUACCGACUUCAAUGGCAGGCGAAGCCGGAGCCGGAGGAAGUAUUUUACGAAAAACCAUGGGCAUUCCAGAUAGCACCUAUUACGACGUGUAUAGAGAUAUAAUGAAUAAGGACGCGUGGACCAUAUGGCCUAUGCUCAUGUAUCCCGAAAGUCGGGGCACUGUUAGGCUAAGAUCGUCUAAUCCUUGGCAUUUGCCCAGGGUUCAGUCGAAUUUCUUCGCCGAAUCCGUCGACUUGUACAGAAUUGUCGAAGGAAUCAAAAUGGUGAUAGAAUUAAGUCAAACUAAAGCUUUUCAAGCCUUAGGUUCGACAUUACAUAAACGCCCAAUACCGGGAUGUAAACAUUUGGUAUUCGGUUCGGAUGAAUAUUGGGCGUGUUGUGUUCGUCAACUGACUAUGCAGAUGCAUCAUCAAUGUGGUACCUGUAAAAUGGGACCAAAAAGCGAUAAAACUGCUGUCGUUGACCCUCGUCUCAGGGUUUAUGGUAUUAAAAAUUUACGCGUAUGCGACGCGUCCAUUAUGCCAACUAUUCCAGGAGCUCAUACCGUUGCUGGAGCAUAUAUGGUCGGAGAGAAGGGCGCCGAUCUCAUUAAAGAAGACUGGAAUUGGAUAAAUUCAACAACCUCUAGAUGAAUUUUGUACAGGAUGAAAGUACUCGCAUGUUGUAUUACGAUUUUUACUUUUUGGUAAACUACCUACUCAUUUUGUGAGAUUAUUUUCCUUUAAGCCACGUGUACCUACCUAAUCUAGCUACCUCCCAGUUGACCACAUGCUAGCAAAAAGCUAGCGUUUUAUUCGCGUUUUGAUAAGUUGCUAGCAAUUUACUCGCUUUUUGUGGCCAGCAAUAAUUAUCUCGCUAAAAGUAAGCGAUUUUCUUGCAGUUUUUCGCUAGCAAAUUCAAUUCUAGCAAUUUUCGAGCUGUUUUCCAGCGACUCUCAGCUAGCUUUUACUUCACUUUAACUUGCUCGCCUUAUGCUAGCGUAUUACUGGCGGAUACUUGCUCGCAAUUCUAUGCUAGGACAGUUCAAGCAAUAUUCUCGCAUAUCUCAGCUAGCUUUUACUUCACUUCAUACAUGCUUGCCUGAUGCUAGCGUAUCACUGAUGGAUACUUGCUUGCAAUUCUAUGCCAAGAAAGUUCAAGCAAUAUUCUCGCAUAUCUCAGCUAGCUUUUGCCUCACUCUAUACCUGCUCGCUUAAUGCCAGCGUAUCACUGACUAAUAUGUACCGGCUCACAGUUUUAUGAUAGGAAACUUCAGGUAAUAUUCUUGCAUCUCUGAGCUAGCAUUUACUUAGCCAUCUGGCUCUAGAAAAAUGUAAGCAUAUCUCUAGUUUCUGCAUCUGGUGACUUGGCGUUUUCUUUGUAGUCAAAUGAUGGGAACGUGCUACCACCAGAUCUUACGCAUUUCUCACCAAUAAGGUAAAACUGCCUAUUAGUACGCACCGCCUAUUAGUACGCAUUGCGUUUUUCUCGCGAUUGGUAACACUGAUCGAAAAUUUGACUACACCAUGACGUAGCUGACUAAUGACCCUAGUUUCUCCGAAAAAAUCACGCAGUUUGAUUGAAAACUCUGUCUCUGAGAACAAUUUGAAUGAAAAACUGUGUUUUGGAUUUUUUUUUCUUCAAAAUGGGAAAUGAGAUUGAACAUAUUAAAAUAAUGUUAUUUGGUAAGUAUCUUAUACCAAUCGAUCCAUAAUUUUAUGUAGUUUCUUAUGAAAAAAAAGACAUUUCGAAAAUAUUAUUUUAUUAUAGAGCUAGACAUCAUUUUAUGUCAGAACAAAAAACUUCCUAUAAGUACGCACCUCCUAAGUCCUAUUAGUACGCAUCCUUUUUGCAUGUAAAUUUUCAUUUUUUUGAUCAUUUUGCAUUAAAAUGAAUAAAAUUAGCUGAAAUUGGUAUUUAGUCCAUCUAAGUUCAAGAUUAUGAAGUCUGAUCAUGAUACUGACGCUAAUUUCAAAAAAAUGGACAAAAAAUAUGAUGUCAAAAAAAUAUAUUUUUUUAAAAUCUGAAAACUUUGCUUUUUCGGAUAUUUGAAUUGCUAAUUUGGUUUUUUCACAGUAAUUCCCUCUAAAUAUGCCAUUACACUUUUUCAGUGCUUUUUGUUGGAUUUUUUACCAUUUUCAACGUGUAUUUACUCAUGCGUACUUAUAGGCGGACGUUUGCGUACUAAUAGGAAGGUACCUUCCUAUUAGUACGCAUUUGAGUUGACCUCAUUUUUGCAUUAUUACAAAAAAGCAGCAAUGGGAAACUCAAAAGUGAGUAAGCAGUUAUGUAGCCAAGGGUUCAAAGUUUAUGUGUACAAAAUUUCAUAAAUUUUUAUGCACAACUCUGGGAGCUGGAGCGUCUCAAACCUUAACCGCGUACUAAUAGGCGGUCUUACCUUAAACCUUUUUCUGCGUUAUUUAUUGUAGCAAAAUGCGAGCAAGUAUCUUUUCCAUCCCUCAGCGCGCAUACAAAAAUCAUUAAAAAUAUUCCUGCAUAUGACAAUAGGAGUAAUUGCACCCCCCCCCCCCGCCGAUCUUCUGGGGCAACUUGGUGGGUUCAAGUCAUUUUAGAGCCUCCAGUAGGCUUUUGAAACUUGAAAUUCCCACAACAUUAAUUAAUCAAUUGGAGUUGGCAAGCUGAAAUUUACUUCGCAGGUUUCAAAUGGUUUUGAAGCUUCCAGCUACUUUUAGGAAAUUCCAAUUUUCCAAAAAACGCCAUACAACCUUCGAAAAUUCGCUGGAGGCUCCAAAACGACUUGAAAUCCACAAGCAGUCGACUUCGUAGCGUAUUAAAAUUAGUUUGCAGAAUGAAUUUCGACUCUCCAUCUCAGUUUGAUGAAAUUUUGUGAAAAUUUAAAGUUUCAAAAAUCUGCUGGAGGCUUCAGGAAUUUUCAAAGAGUCGCUGGAGGCUCCAAAACGACUUGAAAUUCACCUGCAGUACUUCGUAGCGUAUUGAAAUUAGUUUUCAGAAUAAAUUUGAGCUUUACAACUUCAAUUUGAGUUUCAAAAAUCUGCUGGAGGCUCCAGAACUGCUCAAAACAAGUUGAAACCGUUUCCCAUCGAUUUGGCAUGUCGAAAAUAGGGUAUAUCCCAAAUGUCAGGUUUCUUGGUCAAUUUGGUAAAAUUUUGAUUUUUUCUCACAUUUUGGCCAAAAUUUGAUUUUUGAAAAUUCACCAAAAAUCGAAAAAGGUACUUUACCACUUGAAAUUUUGACAGGUGAUGAAUUUUUGCAUGAUCUUUCGAUCUACGUUCGUAAGGUUUGAAAAAUUUCGUGCACGUCCUAUGUUGAAACGCGAAAUCUGCGAUUUCGGCUGACCUUUCAAUCAAAAUUGCCGCCAUUUUGUAAGUAAGGCCAAUUUUUUUUCAGCAAGUUUGCUUUAAAAUGUUCCUUAGGAUGUCCCCUUUAAGGAAAAAGUUGUCCCGGAGGAUCGGCAGGGGGUGCAAUUACUCCCAUUGCCGUGGACUAAAAUGUUGUUCAAAUGUUUUUGAAAUUUUUCAUUUUCAUGGUUUGUUUGAUACUUCAUUUUCAAAUUUUAAAUUUUGACAAUUUUUCUAUUUAAAAAAAAAAACUUCAUUUUUUAUUUAAUAAAGAGAUUUUUCAACCUAAGCGCUAGCAUGAUGCUAGCGAAUUGCUAGCGUCGAUCUCUCUCAUGGUAUAGUUUGCUACUCUUAGAUAAAGUGUGUCAUCAAGUUGAAUAUAAGCUCAAGGUGGUAACUUGUUGAAAAGUAAGAAGAGUGACAUCACUCUUCUUAUACUAUCCCAAGAUGCUAGCGUUAUGCUAGCUCUGAGCUGGGACAGUCGCCUAAUUUUUGGAAUAUCCUGGAAUACUACCACCUGUUAAAAAUAAACACCCAGAAUUUUAAAAAUUAAUUAACACUAAUUACUUUACUGAUCAAAGUUUUUCUACGCUAGCAAAAUGCUAGCUUCUUGCUAGCAUAAUUUGCGCUAGCGUAAAUGGUGCCGGAAUAUGAGACACUUUUUGCAAAAAUUGCUAGCAAAUCAGUCGCGAUUUAGUCGCAUGUACGUAGCAGAAUGCAGAGCAAAGUGCCAACAAAAUGCUAGCUUUUUGCUAGCUUUGUGCCAGCUACGUGCUAGCUAUUUGUGCGCAAUUCUGCUACUCUAAUGCGACCUAAUCGCAACUGAUUUGCUAGCAUUUUUUUAAAAAAGUGUCUCAAAUUCCGGCACCAUUUACGCUAGCACAAAAUUUGCUAGCAUUUGGUCAACUGGGCUGUGUAACUAUACUAGGUUCUAAAUUUAAGUUGAUUAAUUCGUCGUCACUGGCGUUGUUUUAUGUAGGUUUAUUCAUCGAUUACGAUUUGAUGAUUCAUUUUUGUAGCUUCAUUGUAUCAAUGAAAAAAUUAUUACCCAAUUGUUUAUUAUUUUACUCUAGAUUAAUUUAAAAAGCAAAUCUUAAAUGAAGAAAAUGUACCUACCCUUAUGUCUGAUUGAAAAAUUGAUGAACUACAUUCAGUAAAUAAUAAUACAAAUAUGUAAUUCAGACAAAGAUUCAAAAAUUUAAUGAAAAAUGUGAUGCCUUAUUUGUAACAAAAAUGUUUAAAAGGAAAUUUUCGACCGUUUUUUUUUUUUUUUUUUUUUUUACCAUACCUACCUAACUAUGAAAAUUGUAUGACUAUAGGAGCAUAAGUACCUAGAAAAUUAAAAAAAAAUUGAUAGCCAGGUAAAAUUACAUUAUUUACAAUAAUGUUAAUAAACAUUUUAUAUGUACAUACCUAUUACGUAUAAGUUAUUUACAUGUAUAUGUAUGUAAUUCAUGAUUCAUAAAUGUGUGAUCCAAAAAACCCACUCAUUUCCUUUUUGUAUUUGUAUGUAGGUACCUACCUAAGUAAUUUAUCUGUAAAUAUACCUACCCACUUAUAUUAUUUACUUACUUACCUUUCUACUUAUUUCAUUGUAAAAUGACAUUAAAAUAAUGCUUGAGUGUACUGCAGAUUUACUUAAGUAUGUGAAUCUAAAAAAUAAAAUUUGACAUGUGCUUUUUUUUAAAAAAAAAAAAGUAUUUUGCUGUGAUGGUGGUAGAACCCUCACAGAAAAAUACUACUAGUUUUUUUUUCACUAGUAUGUAUUUUCGUAUUACUAGUUUUCUACUACUAGUUAAACCACUAGUAGUACUAGUAGUUUCCAACUAGUAGUAGAAAACUAGUAAUACGAAAAUACAUACUAGUAAAAAUUACUACUAGUACAUACAUGUACUACUAGUAUUGUCACUAGUAGUAUCAUCAUAUAUCACACUAGUAGUUUAUUUCAAGGAUUAGAGGAGCACGCCACCACUCAUGGUUGACUACUACGGGUUUGAAGUAAAAUAUUAAGGUUGAUCAAAAAAAUUUUUUUUCAAUUUUUAAAAUUUUUUUGCAAUGUAUUUGAACAGGAAUAAACAAAAACGAUGAUUUAUUAA
Molecule: messenger RNA, 7024 nt
Organism: Planococcus citri (citrus mealybug)
Lineage: Eukaryota; Metazoa; Arthropoda; Insecta; Hemiptera; Pseudococcidae
Product: glucose dehydrogenase [FAD, quinone]-like
Exons: 2
Coding region: 363-2261 (632 amino acids)
Molecular function (GO): flavin adenine dinucleotide binding; oxidoreductase activity, acting on CH-OH group of donors
Source: RefSeq, a predicted model, not a curated record